UUAAUAAUGGAGAAAUGGGGGCGUCGUCACUCGUCAGGCGUCCCACUGCUCCGCUGCUAUAAGAAACCCACUGUUUUCCACUACUUAGUGUGCUUACUCAUGGGCUCAUGGCGUUCGUGUCUGAAUUAACCAACGCAAAAUAAACACGAGUCUGCUGAGACACUGCUCACUGCUUACUUUACUCAUGGCUCAGCGGCGGCUGCUACUCGCCAUCAUGGCUCUCGCCGCCGUCGCCGCCGCCACCGGCUUCGAGUUCCACGAGGCCACCGUCGACGCCAUCCAGCUCGGCUUCAGCAACGGCAGCCUCACCUCCACGGCGCUCGUCCGCUUCUACCUCGACCAGAUCACCCGCCUCAACCCGCUCCUCCACGCCGUCAUCGAGGUCAACCCCGACGCGCUCGCCCAGGCGGCGCGCGCCGACGACGAGCGCGCCACCGGUCGCCGCUGCGGGCCGCUCCACGGCGUCCCCGUCCUGCUCAAGGACAACAUCGCGACACGCGACCGGCUCAACACGACGGCCGGGUCGUUCGCGCUGCUCGGCUCCGUCGUCCCCCGCGACGCCGGCGUGGCGGCUCGCCUCCGCGCCGCCGGCGCCGUUAUCCUCGGUAAGGCCAGCCUCACCGAGUGGUCCGCUUACCGCCCCGCCCCGAACGGCUGGAGCGCCCGCGGCGGCCAGACACUGAAUCCGUACGUGCGCUCGUUCACCCCGUGCGGAUCGAGCAGCGGUUCGGCGGUGGCGGCGGCGGCGAACAUGGCGGCGGUGACGCUGGGGACGGAGACCGACGGGUCUAUACUGUGCCCAGCGUCGCUGAAUUCGGUGGUCGGGAUUAAGCCGACGGUUGGGCUCACCAGCCGCGCCGGCGUCGUCCCCAUCUCCCCUCGACAGGACAGUGUUGGGCCAAUAUGUCGGACAGUGUCGGAUGCUGUCCAUGUGUUGGAUGCCAUUGUUGGGUAUGAUGCACUUGACGCUGAAGCCACUGGAGCAGCAUCCAAGUACAUUCCUAAUGGUGGAUAUGGACAAUUCUUAAGGAUGGAUGGAUUCAAAGGCAAGAGGAUUGGUAUUCCCAACGGCUUCUUCACUCAAGAAAUAUUUGAGAAGAAACAGCUGAGGGCAUACCAAAAACAUAUUCAAUUAAUGAGGAAACAUGGAGCCAUGGUGAUUGAGAACAUCGACAUCGCAAAAAAUCUGACUGAAGUACAGAAUGUUCUUUUUUCCAACGAGCAUAUCGCAAUGAUAGCAGAGUUCAAGUUAAGCUUGAAUGCUUAUUUGUCCGACUUGUUGUAUUCCCCAGUUCGUUCCCUUGCAGAUGUCAUAGCAUUCAACAAGGCACAUCCGGUGGAGGAGAGGCUUAAAGAUUUUGGACAACCCUAUUUUAUUGAAGCCGAAAAGACCAACGGCAUUGGACCGGUGGAGAAAGCUUCAAUCCAACAUCUCAAUAAGCUGUCUGCUGAUGGGCUGGAGAAGUUGAUGAGGAUGCACCAGUUGGAUGCGAUUGUCACGCCCAAUGACAACGGGAGAGUCUUCUUCGCCGUCAGUGGCAUGCCAGCGAUCACCGUGCCGGCUGGGUACGACAGUCAAGGAGUGCCAUUUGGUACUUGCUUCGGUGGAUUGAAGGGCUAUGAGCCAAGGCUGAUUGAAAUGGCCUAUGCUUAUGAGCAAGCUACCAAAGUUCGAAUGAUGCCUGGCUUCAAGAUGUAGUGUAUAUAAAAUUUGUGUUAUAUAAUUCACGGAGCUUUUUGAUCCUUGCCCAAAUAAAUUGAUGGAACUAAAUAGCCAUCUAGUUUUGUUGUCCAAUUCAGGGAUGCCAAAAAUUUGGUAGUCCAGAGUAUUAUAUGUUCAAUGUAUUAUAAUAAUUUAUAAUUCAAAAAUUAAAUAUCUGGUAAA
Molecule: messenger RNA, 1885 nt
Organism: Oryza sativa Japonica Group (Japanese rice)
Lineage: Eukaryota; Viridiplantae; Streptophyta; Magnoliopsida; Poales; Poaceae
Product: probable amidase At4g34880
Source: RefSeq, a predicted model, not a curated record